AUUGUACCACCACACCAUGAGUGUUGGUUUUGAACGACCUGUUGCAUCUCCUCCGAAGCUCCACGCUUUUAUUCUGAAGGCUGCGGCUCGGAAGCGAGAUGGCUUUGAAUGCGCAAGCUUUGAAGCAGCUUCCGGUGUGCAACGUGACGUAAAUAAACAAGACAACUCGGGUGGGGGGGAAAGAGAGGCAAGUACAGAUUGUACUGGACUGUAUUCUAUUAUAAUCAUAUUUAAACCGUAACCGCAACGGAAGAAGUGAACUCUGUGGUUGUAACCACUGAGGGAUAAAAUGCGUGGCUCCGUUGUACUGCCUGCCGGUGAUGCUAAGCUAAAGUCUAUUCGCCGGCUGUAGCAACGGAGUUGUAGCAACGGACUUCUUUGCACUGAAUAUUUGUGUGUGUUCGUGUAACCGCAGGAGCGUUUGGUUCAUUUGAAAGCCUAAAGCCAUGGCAACUGACUCGACACUCCUCAACUCCGAGAUGGAGUUACAGGAGCAAGAAGACCUGUAUCGACACCUGUUAGCACAGACACUAGAAAAUGUACCGACGGCAAAUCCCGAUUCCAAAGUGAUUCGGCCUCAACCCGGAAUAUGUGUAAAGACGACGUCGGAGCCCGGCAAGCAAAAGGUCUUUGUCAACAUCUGUCAGUCAAACUUGGUCCCACCACCACCGGAGAUCUCCAAAGAGGAACUUUUGGACCUGCUCCAGUUAGAAGAUCCCAGUGGCUACAAAGUUCCCAUGAGCCUCGGCGAGCCACACACUGAAGUGGACAACAACUCUCAGGGUUGCACUGCGUAUGACGUGGUCAUCAAUCAGGAGUUUUUCCAGAAGUGUCAGAAGGAAGCCUUGUUCCAGCAGUUUGUUGUCAUGGUGUCUUUCGAAGGUUUAGAGAACAAAUACAACAUCGAGCUGAGUCGAGAAUGGAAGGUGCUGAAGAACAGAAAGUUCUUGGGUUCUGUCAGCGAGCAGAACAUUCGCACAAAAAGCAAGCCGGUUAUUCAGGAGCUGCAACCUCCGGAAAACGCCACUUCAGGGGCAAAAAGACCAGAGUUCACCUUGUUUGUGGAGCCCCCUUCUGGUGACCCGGAGUACCUCAUUGCAGAAAUCAAGCUGCCUGGCGUGGCUUCAUCCCGCUCGUUGGUCCUCGACGUCGGCGAGGACCGCCUGGUCCUGACAGCCCGGCCCUCGCUCUACUUUCUCGACAUCUUCCAUCCCUUCAUCGUUGAUCCGGAGACGAGCGUGGCGCAGUUCAACGGCGGGACUCGGAUCCUCACAAUCACCGCGCCCGUGGCGUCGUCUUGAAUCAACAGCGUCAAUUCACUCUUCAUUCCGAUGUCAUGUGAGACAGAAGUUCCAAGUCGAGUUAAUACCACAGCUGUUGAAUCGCUUGCGGGAUAUCCAACAUGUCACACCCGAACAUAUACGGUACGUACACCACGACGACGACGUUAGCGAUCAAGAAACUCGCAUCGUUGGUUUUUGCAAAGGCGAAAUUUCAGUCCAACUUUUUGUAUUUCAUUUCACAAGAUGGACAUCAAGUCGCUUUGCGUCAAAAUUUCCGAUCUGACCGAAAUGAUGAUGAUGAUGAAAGCCCCGACGGGUUUCUAAUAAAAA
Messenger RNA from Hippocampus zosterae (dwarf seahorse), 1613 nucleotides. RefSeq names its product PIH1 domain containing 1 (gene pih1d1). NCBI's taxonomy places the organism in Eukaryota, Metazoa, Chordata, Actinopteri, Syngnathiformes, Syngnathidae. Gene Ontology annotation, biological process: box C/D snoRNP assembly; rRNA processing. Gene Ontology annotation, cellular component: R2TP complex; cytoplasm; ribonucleoprotein complex. Bases 447 to 1301 code for a protein of 284 amino acids. The record is from RefSeq and is a predicted model, not a curated record. The transcript has 10 exons.